GAUGGCGCCAACAGCGAUGCUACUGGCAUGUCCGAGGAGUUUCUGCGGAGAUUCGAGGUUGCCCUCUUAGUUUCCGCAGUGCAGGGGUUGUAUACUUUUGUACAUCCUUGCUCCCCCUGCUGCUUUGAGAGUGAGAGUCGCGAAUUCGAGGUUGUGGAAACCGGUGAGUUCUCCGCGGUUCAGAUCCCUCCAAAGCUCGCGGUGCUCAUACGCGAGAAGUGGCAGGCCUUUCUCGAGAAGUUCCCGACUCGAGAGCAGGCCGGAGAGGCGAUCUACGACAGCUUCAUGGAG
Symbiodinium sp. CCMP2456 is the source of this 291-nucleotide messenger RNA. Lineage: Eukaryota; Dinophyceae; Suessiales; Symbiodiniaceae. The record is from the annotation of a GenBank genome assembly.